CAAAAAGCUUUUACCAUCUGAACUAGACGUCGUGUGCGCUGCUCCUCAUGUGGCGCUCAAACGAAUGCUAAAAAAAAAUCGAUAGGUCUUUUUUUUCAGAUCGCGUUCAAAUACAGCCGGGACAUGAAGGUUUCUGUGUUCGCUGAUCUCUCCGAACAACACGAUUCAACCUGUGGAUAGAGUGGAGCGCGUGUGUGACCACCGGCCAGUCUCCGGAUAUCUGGGACUCUAUAGCCCGCUGUGCAGCGCGCGUCUUUUCCCUGUUGGCUCCGGUCUGUGUUGGAGGAGGGAUCCGGUGUUCCGUUUGACCUAAGCCGAGAGCAGGUAUUCAGUUUAUGAAUGGCACUGACAUGGAGGAAAUACCGUUUCAGAAAGUCAAAACCAGGCGGAAGAGAAGUCACUGUCCAACGGGCGUCCCUUUGACCACCAUCGCGUGUGAGGACGAGUUCGACUGCAAGGAGCUCGAGUCCCUGUUCCAAAACUACAACCUGAAGCUGGAGCAGACGUCCGCUCUAAAAGCCCUGGCCGUGCUCAUCUUCAUGUCGUCGACACUGGCCUUAGUGGAGUUGCUGUCCGGCCCCAGCCUCACCAUCUCCAAGGGGUCCCAUCCGGUCCACUGUGUCAUCUUCGUCUCCCUGUUCAUCGUAACUAAUGUCAAGUACCUGCAAGUGACUCAGCUCCAACAGAUCGUCAACCUGGCAUUGCUCUUCGGCUUCACUUUCUCCUUUCUCUGCUGUCCCUUCUCGCUGGGCGCGAUGGGGAUGGAGCCCCCCACGUCCCCCGAGCAAGGCGUGUGGCAGCUCAUCCUGGUCACCUUCGUCGCCUAUGCGCUCCUUCCUGUGCGGACACUGUUGGCGGUUGUGUUUGGAAUAAUGGUCUCCGUCUCCCAUUUGAUUGUGACUGCCACUUCUGUCACAGCGAAAACACAGAAACUAUGGAGGACGUUGGUUGCCAACACGGUGCUGUUCACCAGUGUCAACCUGUCAGGGCUGUUUGUGCGCAUCCUGACAGAGCGAGCCCAGAGGAAGGCCUUCCUGCAGGCACGCGGCUGCAUCGAAGAGAGGCUCCGCAUGGAGGAUGAGAACGAGAAGCAGGAGCGCCUGCUAAUGAGUCUGUUGCCCAGGAACGUAGCUAUGGAGAUGAAAGAGGAUUUCCUGAAGCCCCCAGAAAGGAUCUUUCACAAAAUCUACAUCCAGCGCCAUGACAAUGUCAGCAUCCUGUUUGCAGAUAUAGUGGGUUUCACCUGCCUGGCCUCUCAGUGCACAGCGCAGGAACUGGUUAAACUGCUAAAUGAGCUUUUUGGAAAAUUUGAUGAGCUCGCCACG
This is a messenger RNA of Notothenia coriiceps (black rockcod), 1325 nucleotides long. RefSeq names its product adenylate cyclase type 1-like. The record is from RefSeq and is a predicted model, not a curated record. Gene Ontology annotation, molecular function: adenylate cyclase activity. Gene Ontology annotation, biological process: adenylate cyclase-activating G protein-coupled receptor signaling pathway; cAMP biosynthetic process; intracellular signal transduction. The annotation marks the transcript as partial. The transcript has 4 exons. NCBI's taxonomy places the organism in Eukaryota, Metazoa, Chordata, Actinopteri, Perciformes, Nototheniidae. Gene Ontology annotation, cellular component: plasma membrane.